Blumeria graminis f. sp. triticale is the source of this 123-nucleotide messenger RNA. Lineage: Eukaryota; Fungi; Ascomycota; Leotiomycetes; Helotiales; Erysiphaceae. The record is from the annotation of a GenBank genome assembly.
AUGCGUGGAGAAUUUUCUGUUCGCAGUCGCGGCAUGGAUUUUUCCAUGGAUUUUAUUUAUAUCAUACAGAGCUUGAGCUGUGGUUGCUUGAUCGCUUGGGCGCAUGUAGCACGGGCUUCAUAA